AUGGCUGGAGAGCUCGAGGAUUUACUCGGGGAGUUGGUCGAAUGGCUGGACUUGAACAUAGACAUACAUACCCAACCCCUACGUGAAUUCAUCCUGAUUCUCAAGUUCUCAAGACUGUUCUUCAACAAGAUUUCUAGAGUAACUAGCGAAGAUUCUUAUCCAAUAUUAGACAUGAACACUGCUCAGCUCUUGAAUCUCAUCGACCUCACCGUCUCUAUCCCUCCCAAACUCAUGAGUUUUUACGACAACAUCGAAUGUAAUUACGCGCCUCGCCGCAAUAUCAAUCUCCAAAAAGUCUCAGAUCUUGCCAAACUCUUCCAAGCUCCCCUGAACCUUUUGUCCAAUCAUCUCAGUGACCAAGCUGCAAACCCAAACUGCCCUCAAAACGUCCAUGUAAAGUUUAUUCAAUGGAUCAGAGUACUCGUCAUUUAUUUGAUCAGUAUAAGAUGUAACAACAUGCAAAGUCUGUAA
Puccinia graminis f. sp. tritici CRL 75-36-700-3 is the source of this 471-nucleotide messenger RNA. RefSeq lists its product as uncharacterized. The coding region runs from base 1 to 471 and encodes 156 amino acids. Lineage: Eukaryota; Fungi; Basidiomycota; Pucciniomycetes; Pucciniales; Pucciniaceae. The record is from RefSeq and is a predicted model, not a curated record. The transcript is spliced from 2 exons.